UUGGAAGCGGGCCCAGCGAUUGGCGCUGCCGGCACGGCCGCCCUUUGCCCCGCCGUCGGGGACGGUGGCCGGCAGGAGCGAGGGUGCAGGGAGCUGCCAUGGAGGACGGGAAGUCUGCUUCGCCGCCUGGUGCUGACGGUGGGGAGGAGGAAGAUGACUUCGGAUACCGGCUUUUCCCCGAUCGCAAGAAGGAGCCGCAGAGCUUCCUGGUUCGCAGCCUCUUCACCUUCCACAACAGGUGCCAGGUGAUGCUGAGGAUGACUCUGGAGACGAAUCCGUAUGCUCAACUGCUUAUUGCGGCCAUGAAGCAGUCUGGCUGCACUGUUUUCAAUGAUCGGCACUUUUCUUGUGAAAACUGUGAUGGCUGCGUCAGUGGAGGUUUCGAUUCUGCCACUUCUCAGAUUGUUCUGUGUCAGAACAACAUUCGCCACCAGUCCCAUAUGAACCGAGUGGUUGCGCAUGAAUUGAUACAUGCUUUUGAUCACUGCCGUGCUCAUGUUGACUGGUUUAAAAAUGUCAAACAUUUGGCCUGCUCAGAGAUUCGAGCUGCUAAUCUCAGUGGAGACUGUACACUGAUGAAUGAAAUAGCUAGGUUUAAAUUUGGAUUGAAAGGACAUCAUCAGACCUGUGUGCGAGACAGAGCAAUUCGUUCCAUUCUGGCUGUUAGAAAAGUUAGCAGAGAGACUGCGGAAAAAGCUGUGGAUGAGGUUUUUGAUACCUGCUUCAAUGAUCUGGAACCAUUUGGGAGAAUCCCGCACAGUAAAACAGAUGCAAAACGUGCUUAUAAAGACUUCCUGAAUCGAGAUCGCUACACUGCUAAUUUGUAAAGGAAAAACAUGAAAAACUAUGUUCAUAACUGGUAGUUCUGUAACAUCUGGAGUUACAUCUACACGCACAGUGCUGGUGGAAAGGGGCAGUUCUUUCGAAUGUAUCAAUUCAUUUUGUAAAUUUUUUCCAGGAGCCAUCUCCUGUUGAGGUAAAUGACGUAAAUGAACUAGACUAAACAUACUGUCUUUCCUCACUUGUUCCAGCAAGAUCAUUUAGUGUAUCAAAUUACUUGGCAAAUAAUGAUCUGCGUAUUUCAGUGCACAUUUAAUUCAGUUAUUGAAUAAAUUGUUUCAUAAAAAUCUUCAGUUUUCCAACAUCUUUGAUAAAUAGUCAUAAAUUUGAUGAUGGUUAUCAUUCUGUUUGAAAAAAUGGGCAUGUAACUACAGCUCUAUAUGUAUAUUUAACAGCUGAAGCUAAAUCCAAAAUGAACUGCCACGUAUAUCUCAGAGUCAGUCUUUGAGCACCUCUGAAAUCACUGGAAUUCCACCUUGUCUAAUGUCAGUUGUAACAUAAAACCCUUUUACGUAUUAGAAAUUUGACUAGCAGUCAAAUUACCAGGCUUACCAGAUCAAACCUACAAACUGGGUAAGCAUUGUUAAAAGAGUCUCCACCAACCAGUCUUACACAAAAAGUUUGUGUAACUCUAAGACAGGUAAGUUCAUCUCUUCAUCUGAGAAAGGUGGAAGCUCCUAACUUCAUCUUAAAUCUUAGAGAAGUUGUCUAAUUCUGUUUUUAUUUCCAAAUGCAGGGUAUUAUAUUAAUUGUCUUGGACCCUAGAAAGCCAUAUUUUCUUCUUUUUCUUGAAAUAAGAAAUAAGAGUCUACCACAAGUACAGUACAGUUCACUGAAAGAAUGGAGAUAUGGGUCCUCAGUCAAAGGGCUUGUGGGUAUAGCUGCUAGAAAAAGUUACUGGGUCAAGACUGAAGUGUCAUACUUAGGUCCACAAAGCAUCAAACAGUCCUCUGAUUAUUAUUGUUUCACACUGAUUGCCAAAUAUCUUAGGCCUUCAACUUGUGGUGAGUGGAUUUGUUUGUUUGUUUAUUUAUUUAUUUUUACUGGUAGUAUUAGUUCUCCUCAAUGGAAUUGCUGAGAUUGGAAAACUGAUGGAGACUAUCUCUCAACCACACUGUAUAGAGCAGGGUAAACUAGGUCAGGUUUUUUAGGAGCAAGUUUAGUUGCCUUUGUAUGCGUAUAUGGAUGGAGACUCAGAGUAAUCUUUUCCAGUAUUUAAUAGUGCUUGUAGGUACGUAGAUAUGUAUUGAAUAUUUAAAUGGAAUUCCCAUUAUUUCAGUUUUUGCUCAUUUCCUCUCACCCUUGGCACCACUGAGAAAACUGGCUCAGUCUUUAUUUCUACCCUUAGAAUCAUAGAAUGAACCUAUUACUACACAUUUAGAAACUUAGAUAGUUCUUUCUCUGCUGUCGAUAAGUGUGUUUUUGUUUCUCACUGAUCUUAGAGACAUAGGAUUUCUGAAAGCUCAUCUUACUAGUAAAUACUGAGUCAAUGAAGUCAUCUAGUCUUUUUCAUGUCCUUUGUCACUAAGUCCACUAUAUUGUUUAGUGCUGGGCUCACGUUUUCCUUAUUCUUCCCUUUUUAGCUGUUAUUCCUGUAUCCUGUGUUGUUGCUUUCUAUGUUCCCUGCCAGAUUCAACUUCUUUUUUAUUUAUUUGUUUAUUAUUUUUUUUCUGGCCUUUCUAAUGCCAUCCCUGCAUGCUCAGACAGCAUUUCUGUAAGUCCUCCUGAAUCACUCAACUGUGCUUCCACCUACUGUGCUUCUUUUUCACACUUGAGUUUUGUCACAACCUCCUUAUUCAGCCAAGCAGGUCUGCCAUCUUUUCUUGGCUUGCAUAUAGGGAUUGAUCAUUUUUUAAUUUUGAGGACUUAAUCCUUAUAAGUCAUCUAGCUCUCAUUGGCCCAUCUUUAGGACAUUGUUUCUUUUAAAACUCUGAAUAGAUCCCU
Messenger RNA from Phasianus colchicus (ring-necked pheasant), 2784 nucleotides. It is a transcript of the gene ATP23, whose product is annotated as ATP23 metallopeptidase and ATP synthase assembly factor homolog. The record is from RefSeq and is a predicted model, not a curated record. NCBI's taxonomy places the organism in Eukaryota, Metazoa, Chordata, Aves, Galliformes, Phasianidae. Gene Ontology annotation, molecular function: metalloendopeptidase activity. Gene Ontology annotation, biological process: mitochondrial proton-transporting ATP synthase complex assembly; mitochondrial protein processing.